AUGGCCAGUACUGGCUAUGGCGGCACCUACCCCUACUACCAGCCUGCGGCCAUGCCCUACAACUACAGCUACGCGCAGCAGCCGGCAAGAGGCGGCGUCGGCGGCUCUCGCCCGCCGAUCCAGCUAUUCCUCUUGCUCGCGACGCUCUUCCUCCUCGUCGCCGUCUCACUGUAUGCGUGGUGCGAGGCCGCAGUGGAGAGCAUGCUCCAGCAGCUCCGUCCGUUUCUCAUCCUGUCCCCGCUGCUGCUCAUCGUCGCCGCGCAGCUCUGGCUAGCGACCAGCGAUCGGCGGGGCGGAGGCGGCCUCGGCUACCUCAUCUCGCAGGUGGCGCCCGGGGAGUACUAUCCGAGCGGCGCCGGGGCGUACGGCCGGUGGGACGGCGGCGCUGGAUCGUCGCCGUGGGGCGUGGCGGUGGCGCUGGUGCUCGUGUUGAUUUUGCUGUCCUACCAGGAGUCGUUCCAGGAGUGGCGGCUGUUCCCGCUGCGCAGACGCUGA
This is a messenger RNA of Lolium rigidum, 495 nucleotides long. RefSeq lists its product as uncharacterized. The coding region runs from base 1 to 495 and encodes 164 amino acids. The record is from RefSeq and is a predicted model, not a curated record. Lineage: Eukaryota; Viridiplantae; Streptophyta; Magnoliopsida; Poales; Poaceae. The transcript has a single exon.